CCGUCCCCCUCUUUCGAAGUAUUGCGAAUGUGGGAGCCUGACGAGCAACUCGUCUUACGUGCAAACACAAAGUACAAAAAGAAGGAUGGUACCUUGUUUGCCACCAGUCGACGAGUAGCAUGGCAGCAAAGUGGAUCGCGCCAGCUGCACCCUGCUGUGCCAUAUGGUGACAUUCAAGUUCAGAUGCAGUCGCCGGCAACUGAUAAGAACGUCAAGCUAAAGAUCGUCACCAAUCCGCCCGAUCCUAAAAGCUUUGUGUUCAUGUUCGAAUCGUCUCGAGCGCUUGCGGAACGCGAAGCAAUCAAGGCUUUCGUCAGUGAAUCUAUGGCGAGAGCACGCCAGUUGGCUGGGGAUAAGUCUGCAACUCCUGCUUCUGUUGCUACGCUGACAAACGACUCACCUGUAAGCUCUGUGGCCUCGACACCUGCGCCAUCCACACCAACAACUACCUUGACCCCGUCCAAUGGAGCUACUCCAGCCGCUCUAUCGCCCAAUCUCAAUGUAUCAAGACAAGAAGAGAUAACGAAUCGACGACAAUUGCUUUCUACGAACAAAGAACUCCACACUUUACAUUCAGAGCUAGUCAUCAAUGGCAAAAAUGUGACAGAAGAGGAGUUCUGGGAAAGUCCAUAUGUCCAAAAGAUCCGUCAGCAAAUGAAAAAAGAUGCAGCGUCGAAAGAGGGUCAACAGAAAGGAAAAUCUUCCAAAAUGGUGGAAUUGAGACCGGGCCAACAAGAAGGAAGUGAUGUCAAAUAUACACUGACAAGUCAGAUUAUUCAUGAUAUCUUUGCACAGUACCCAUCAGUUAAACGAGCGUAUGAUGCAAAUGUUCCUGAUAAAUUGUCUGAACACAACUUUUGGAGAAGAUUCUUGGCGUCUGAAUUCUUCCAUAGGACUCGGACUGGCAAUCGUUCCACCAAUGCAGUUGCAGAUGAUGUCUUUGAUAAAUGCUUGAGAGAGGAAGAUGCAGAAAAUCUCAACGCACCUAGUCUGGCUGAAUACAAUCACUUCAAAAAGACGAUUGAUUUGAGUGCUACUGCUGAAGAUCAUAACGAGAGUGGCAAUGCGCCAGAUUUCACUAUGAGGCCAGGAUCGAAGAAUUUGCCACUUAUUCGAAGAUUCAACCGACAUGCGAUGCGAGUCUUGGAAGUUCCAACGCGGAGAGAUGCUGCGGAUGAUAAAGAGGACGAUGUCACCAGCGAAAUCAUAAUAAGUGAUCUUAUGGAUGAACAACCAUUUUCUCGAACGGUCCUUGACAUACAAGAUACGCGUCGCUACUUUGAAAGUCAAAGUCGCAGCCAAGAUCAACACCCACUUGCGAAUGGCAAUGCUUCAUCUAUCUUGUCGUCCUUUAGCGAACAAUUCAGUCAUUUUGAGCCAGAUCUUACAAAGCAACUGAUGACACCUCGUGCGGCGGUCAACGUAACUGGCUCAUUAACAGAAAUUAUCAAGCACAAAAAUAUAAACCAAUCUAUGGAUCCAGACUUAAAGCUACCGGCGCAGGUUCAGCAGAAAAUGAUAGAUUAUCAUAGCACCACUAAUGAAAUAUUACGGCACUUCUGGUCAUCUUUUGUGCCCUAUAAAGCAGAAAAGAAUAGACGCAUGGUUGACAGUCUUAAACGGCAAAAGGACAAGAUGUCUGAGGUACUGAUCACUGCCAAUAGCUUCAAAGCCAAUCUGGACGCCGUUAAACAUGCUCUUAGUCCGGUCAUAAAGGCGGUGGACACUGCAUUGAAGUCUGCAGAAAAACGACCACCUCCACGGAAAUGACCCCGCCGAUGUGACUUGCAAAAGUGGAUAAAGGGCAAUUUUUCCAACCUCACCACAACUCAUUGGAAUGAUCAAGAACAGCGACCUUCAUGGAAACCAGUGAUUCAACGAGUCUUGCUUCGAUCUUAAACAAAUAUGAUCAAUUCGUUAACGAAAAGCUGAAACCAGAUCUCAAAGCAACCCUAGACGCUAGAGAUUCGCUUUACGAUCUCACCUCCGAGUAUCUAAAGUUGAAAUCGCAG
Umbelopsis ramanniana AG is the source of this 2012-nucleotide messenger RNA. RefSeq lists its product as uncharacterized. NCBI's taxonomy places the organism in Eukaryota, Fungi, Mucoromycota, Umbelopsidomycetes, Umbelopsidales, Umbelopsidaceae. The transcript has 13 exons. Bases 28 to 1770 code for a protein of 580 amino acids. Gene Ontology annotation, biological process: nucleotide-excision repair; transcription by RNA polymerase I; transcription by RNA polymerase II. Gene Ontology annotation, cellular component: transcription factor TFIIH holo complex; transcription factor TFIIH core complex. The record is from RefSeq and is a predicted model, not a curated record.